AUGAAACUCUUCAACCAUCUCCGAACCCUAAACACUCACCACCGCAUUCUCCAUAAUCGAUUUCACCCUCUCUUCAACAACACCAACUUCUUCUCCGAUGCUUCAUCGCCGCAACAAUCCACCACUCCACACGUUCAACAACCUUCGCCUCCUUCUUCCUUGAACCGCAAUGAACUCGCCAAGUUCGCCGCCAUUGCCGAAUCCUGGUGGGAUUUUGAUGGCCCCUUUAAACCAUUACAUGUGAUGAAUCCUACACGAGUUGCUUUCAUUCGGUCUGCAUUGUGUCGACAUUUCAAGAAGGACCCUUACAGUGCUAAGCCCCUUGAAGGACUUAAAAUUGCUGAUGUGGGAUGUGGAGGUGGAAUUCUUUCCGAGCCAUUAGCUCGGAUGGGAGCUACUGUGACGGGUAUUGAUGCUGUGGAAAAGAAUAUCAACAUUGCUCGACUUCAUGCUGAAUCAGAUCCAGCAACUUCAAGUAUUGAGUUUUGUUGCACAACAGCUGAGAAGCUAGUUGAAGAAGGAAGAAAAUUUGAUGCAGUCAUGGCCUUGGAGGUGAUCGAGCACGUAGUGGAACCUGCAGAGUUCUGCAAAUCUCUUGCAGCAUUAACAAUCCCAGAUGGAGCUACCAUCAUAUCGACAAUAAAUCGUUCAAUGAGAGCUUAUGCAACUGCCAUUGUUGCUGCAGAAUACAUUCUUCGCUGGCUUCCAAUGGGCACACAUGAAUGGUCAAGUUUUCUUACUCCAGAGGAGUUAGUUCUGAUCCUGCAACGUGCCGGCAUCAAUGUGGAGGAGAUGGCGGGAUUCACAUAUAACCCGGUAACAGGAAGAUGGUCUUUAUCUGAUGAUAUAAGCGUCAAUUUUAUUGCCAUGGGCACCAAAACAAACAACACAGAAUAG
Molecule: messenger RNA, 897 nt
Organism: Lathyrus sativus (Indian pea)
Lineage: Eukaryota; Viridiplantae; Streptophyta; Magnoliopsida; Fabales; Fabaceae
Source: the annotation of a GenBank genome assembly